AUGUCGCGCAAUAGGCCGUCUCUCCAAGCUGGCCUGGACAGGGACGUCUACCAGGUUGUCCGCCGAUAUAUUGACUCCAGCAAUGAGUCACCUCUCAAAAUCAAGCCUCAUGCUAUAUAUGACCACAUCAAAAACUCCAACUCAUCCCUGAAAAGGCGUCCCAAAAAGCAAUUGGAGGACUCGAUUGACCGUGUUCUCUUGGUUAUUCAAGAAGACGAGAGCGGUGAAGAUGAGAUGGAUGAGAUCGAAGGGGAUUUUGCGGAUGGGAGUUCUGAACGAAAAGACGAGAGCAAGAGUUUGGACUUUAUGAACAAGCAGAUCGUCAGUGGAUGGGGCAAUUCUGGAACCGCUACCCCCAAGGAAAAUGGAGAGAAGAGCAAGAAGAGGGAGGGACAGAAAGGCGGGGAUAGGGAGAGCAAGCGCGUGAAGAGAUCAGGGGCUGCAGAAGAGAAGAAGAUCAAUACAACACCCCCAAAAGGCAUUAGCUUGAGCGAUAUUGGAGGCGUCGACAACGUGAAAACUCAACUCAAGGAACAUCUGGUCAUGCCACUUCUCAGGCCGGAAGCGUACAACAGCCGGAACAUCCCCAUACCUCGAGGCAUUCUACUCCACGGACCCCCUGGUUGCGGCAAGACGGUCAUUAGUAGAGCUUUCGCAGCUCAGCUUGGAGUGCCCUUCAUUGAGAUUCUUGGUCCUUCCGUCGUUUCUGGCAUGUCAGGAGAAUCGGAAAAGCAGAUACGGGAGCAUUUCGAGCGCGCCAAGGAGGUAGCCCCAUGUCUCAUCUUCAUCGACGAGAUUGACGUUAUCGCGCCGAAGCGUGACAGUGCCCAAAGCCAGAUGGAGAAGCGUAUUGUGGCUCAGCUGUUAAUAUCUAUGGACGGCCUCGCUAUGGAAUCUAAUGAUGGCAAGCCUGUCAUUGUGCUAGCCGCAUCGAACCGCCCAGACAGCCUUGAUCCGGCUCUACGAAGAGGUGGACGAUUUGACACCGAGAUCAACAUGGGCGUACCGAACGAGGCUACUAGAGAGCUCAUUCUGAAGGCGCUGACUCGCCGGACAACAUUGUCCGACGAUGUCAGUUUCCCCUCUCUUGCAAAGAAGACGGCAGGAUUUGUGGGCGCUGAUUUGAAGGACCUUGUUAGCAAAGCCGGAACCUGGUCUAUGGAUCAAUAUCGAGAAGCACUUGAAAAGCAGGCCAUGGAAGCGGAGACCGAGAUGGACGUGGAUGGCGGCGAGCCUAGCACAAACAAGCUAUCAAUCACAGACCGAUCUAUCGCACGUCUCAUCCUUCGCGUACGGGACAAGGACAUGUUAGAACCCCCAGGCUUUGAGAAUACAACGAUAUCAAUGGAGGCUUUUGAUGCGGUCCUACCGAGUAUCGUCCCUUCGUCGAAGCGAGAGGGCUUCGCUACGGUUCCAGACACUACCUGGCGAGAUGUUGGAGCUCUUGCAGGUGUUCGGGACGAGCUUCAGAUGGCCAUUGUGGAACCAAUCCAGAACCCUCAGCGAUACAAAGCUGUAGGUAUCUCUGCGCCAACAGGCGUGCUACUAUGGGGACCACCAGGUUGUGGUAAGACUCUUCUGGCCAAGGCUGUGGCUGCAGAGUCCAAAGCAAAUUUCAUCAGUGUCAAGGGCCCGGAAUUGCUAAAUAAGUAUGUGGGAGAGUCGGAAAGAGCCCUCCGCCAAGUCUUCAUGCGAGCCCGAUCGUCAAUCCCUUGCGUCAUCUUCUUCGAUGAGCUCGAUGCUCUUGUCCCGAAGCGCUCAUCCGAACUCCAUGAGGCCUCUGCCCGCGUUGUAAACACCCUCCUGACUGAACUUGAUGGCCUUAGCACCCGCGAAGGCAUCUACUUGAUCGCCGCCACUAAUCGUCCCGAGAUGAUCGACGAGGCUAUGCUACGUCCUGGGCGUUUGGAAACCCUCCUGUAUGUGGAGCUGCCUAAGCCUGAGGAGCGUGUCGAUAUUCUGAAAGCCUUGAUCGCUCAACGCGGAGGAGUCAUCAAUCCUGGUUUGGCUGAACUCGCCAAACGAGAGGAGUGCCAUUCGUUUAGUGGUGCCGAUCUCGAGAGUCUGCUGAGGAAGGCCGGACAGGCCGCGCUGCGGAGAGGCGCGACUGCGGUGGAGGAACAAGACGUGGUAGCUGCUGCCCAAAAUAUCAAGCCUAGUGUCGGCAGCCUGGAUCGGUAUGAACAGCUCCGGAAACGCUUCGAGACCAAGUUGUGGUGA
Messenger RNA from Didymosphaeria variabile, 2220 nucleotides. It is a transcript of the gene RIX7, whose product is annotated as Ribosome biogenesis ATPase rix7. Lineage: Eukaryota; Fungi; Ascomycota; Dothideomycetes; Pleosporales; Didymosphaeriaceae. The record is from RefSeq and is a predicted model, not a curated record. The coding region runs from base 1 to 2220 and encodes 739 amino acids. The transcript has 2 exons. Gene Ontology annotation, biological process: ribosome biogenesis. Gene Ontology annotation, cellular component: nucleus. Gene Ontology annotation, molecular function: preribosome binding; RNA binding; ATP hydrolysis activity.